AAACAAAACAAAACAAAAUGCCCGCAAAGGAUCAGGUUACUUCUACAGUCAUUACCCGUCCGUUCAGCCAUCGAUCCCAAGCCUUGCUUUGACACUCUGACAAUCUUCUCCACAAUCAACAAUGCCCGCAUCCAUGUCCUUGUUUUCUCCGCCGUCACUACCAACCUUCUCCCCCAAAACCCAUUUUACCACCAGACCCACUACCUAUUUUCCCUUCCCGUCAGUCCCCAAGGCCUCCACACACGAUGGGAUUGGAAUUUCUGCCACCGUGGACGACCCAAAACCUCAGCAGAUAGUUGCAGAAUCUUCUUCUGCUGGGGUUUCGAAGACCGAUGAGAUCUCCGCGGGGUCUAAUGGAGAGGUGGAGGUACGGACAUUUGUAGACCCCAAGUGGGUUGGAGGGACAUGGGACCUCGGACAGUUCCAGAAGGAUGGCAAAACUGAUUGGGAUGCGGUUAUUGAUACUGAGGUUAAGAGGAGAAAGUGGCUCGAGGAUAAUCCAGAGUCAACCCGUAAUGAUGAACCUAUCCUCUUCGACACCUCCAUCAUACCUUGGUGGGCAUGGGUCAAAAGGUUCCAUCUACCAGAAGCCGAAUUACUUAAUGGUCGUGCUGCAAUGAUAGGUUUUUUCAUGGCGUAUCUGGUUGAUAGUUUGACAGGGGUUGGUCUGGUCGAUCAAACGAGUAACUUUUUCUGCAAGACUCUAUUGUUUGUAGCUGUGGUGGGAGUACUUCUAAUCAGAAAGAAUGAGGAUUUAGAUAAACUGAAGAAGCUUGUUGAAGAGACAACCUUUUAUGAUAAGCAAUGGCAAGCAACCUGGCUGGAUGAAACCUCUACCAGUUCCAAGAAAUAGUCAAAUUGAGUAGGCUCAAUACAUUAUCAUAAGUUCCGUCAGUUUGUUCUUCGCAUUUUCUAGUGCUGUAUUAUCCCGGUGCCCCGUUCUAGCGGGGAACCGAACCCUGAAAUCAAUAUCUAUCAUAGGUUAUAAUGAAGGAUUAACAACUUCAAACUAGGGUUGGGUUGGAAUUUAGGCUUAAGUUUCUUAGUCUUGGCUUGUGGAUUGUUAUGUUAUUGUUGGGCAUUUUGCACGUUACCUGAACCAUUCAUGCUUG
Tripterygium wilfordii is the source of this 1112-nucleotide messenger RNA. Its product is annotated as light-harvesting complex-like protein 3 isotype 2, chloroplastic. The transcript has 3 exons. The record is from RefSeq and is a predicted model, not a curated record. Bases 122 to 853 code for a protein of 243 amino acids. Lineage: Eukaryota; Viridiplantae; Streptophyta; Magnoliopsida; Celastrales; Celastraceae.